Endocarpon pusillum Z07020 is the source of this 372-nucleotide messenger RNA. Its product is annotated as Peptidyl-prolyl cis-trans isomerase pin4. Gene Ontology annotation, biological process: rRNA processing. Gene Ontology annotation, molecular function: DNA binding; peptidyl-prolyl cis-trans isomerase activity. Lineage: Eukaryota; Fungi; Ascomycota; Eurotiomycetes; Verrucariales; Verrucariaceae. The transcript is spliced from 3 exons. The coding region runs from base 1 to 372 and encodes 123 amino acids. The record is from RefSeq and is a predicted model, not a curated record.
AUGGCUCCCAAGAACAAGGGCAAAGGCAAGGCCAGUGGAAAGGGUGAUACGAAUGAUGACACAGCCUCGUCCAAGCUGAAGUCGGCUAAUUCCAUCAACGUUCGGCACAUAUUGUGUGAAAAGCACUCUAGGAAGGAGGAAGCUCUAGCAAAGCUUCGAGAAGGUGUCAAGUUUGAUGAAGUGGCACGAGAGUUUUCGGAAGACAAAGCGAGGCAAGGGGGCUCGCUCGGCUGGAAGACGAGGGGAAGUCUCCACGGUGAUUUCGAAAAGGUUGCGUACGAGCUUGAACCCAGUUCAACGAGUAGUCCCAAAUAUGCAGAGGUCAAAACAGGCUUUGGAUAUCAUAUCGUCAUGGUCGAAGGCAGAAAAUGA